AUGGCUUCAAAUGCUAUUUUGUUCAUCACUCUAGCCCUCUUCAAUUUCAGUUGCAUUUCCUUGGCCUUCGACCCUCGUCCUCUUCAAGAUUUCUGCGUUGUAGAUCCCACGGGCACUGCAACAUGCAAGGACCCAAAAACCGUUACUGCCAACGACUUCUUCUUCAAUCUGGGUCCAGGAAACACUUCUAACUCAUACGGCGCCGGUGCCACCUUCGCGUCCCCAGCCACGGUGCCGGGAUUCAAUACUCUCGGCCAGGUAUUUGUGCGCGCAGAUUUCAGGCCGAAUGGCUACACCCCGCCGCACACCCACCCCAGGGCGUCGGAACUCAACUAUGUUUUGGAGGGUAUGAUUGAGGUCGGAUUCAUAACCUCGUACCCAGACUACACAAGUUAUAGCAAAAUUCUAAAAGCAGGUGAUGUCUUCAUCGUCCCUGUCGGCCUUAUUCACUACGUGCGGAAUUUGGCGAAAACAAACAGUGUGGUAUUGGUGGCGUUUAACAGCCAGAAUCCCGGCUCUAUUUUUAUCCCCGACAGUGUUUUCGCGGCCAAGCCCCCCAUCAACAGCCGUUAUCUGGCCGGAGCAUUUAAGCUGGACGAGAAUACUAUCAAAGAUUUGCAGACAAAGCCAUGGUAUAGGUUUGUGUAA
Molecule: messenger RNA, 648 nt
Organism: Salvia miltiorrhiza (redroot sage)
Lineage: Eukaryota; Viridiplantae; Streptophyta; Magnoliopsida; Lamiales; Lamiaceae
Product: germin-like protein subfamily 1 member 3
Exons: 2
Coding region: 1-648 (215 amino acids)
Cellular component (GO): cell wall
Molecular function (GO): manganese ion binding
Source: RefSeq, a predicted model, not a curated record